This is a messenger RNA of Exophiala xenobiotica, 2254 nucleotides long. RefSeq names its product asparagine-tRNA ligase. Gene Ontology annotation, cellular component: cytoplasm. NCBI's taxonomy places the organism in Eukaryota, Fungi, Ascomycota, Eurotiomycetes, Chaetothyriales, Herpotrichiellaceae. The record is from RefSeq and is a predicted model, not a curated record. Gene Ontology annotation, molecular function: ATP binding; nucleic acid binding; asparagine-tRNA ligase activity. Bases 240 to 1961 code for a protein of 573 amino acids. The transcript has 2 exons. Gene Ontology annotation, biological process: asparaginyl-tRNA aminoacylation.
GCCUGGUCUAAAAUACAUGUUCAGUAAUACCAUCGUCCUCAAUUUGGUGGCUCUUGACUGAUCUGGAAAUCUGCACAGGCUGGUUCGUCCAUGAGGUCUAAGUGAGCGCUAGGACAUAUUCAGGUAUAUCAGUCACAGCCUCGUUUCAUCAUCGGAUGAGUCACAUGUGCCAGCUUUAAAUCGAUUCUUCAAUCAACUAGCCUGUCCAACUCCUUCUUGCAACAACCAAACAUAACAACAUGCCGGCUCCUCCCGUCUACAUUGACGAAGACGUCGGUCGCGAUGAUGACUCGGCAGUCGGAACCGAAGGAGCUCCCUACAAGACUCUUCUUCAUGCCAUGAUUAAACAUCCUCCCGACACCACGACAUAUCUAACUCGAAAAUCCGAAACAGGUCCUGUUGGUGAAGAUGGCGACGAAGGUGUUCGCCUCGAAUGGAAGCCAGCCUCCAAAUCGGCCUUGAAGAAAGCUACCAACCUCUUUGAACAACACAAGAAAAAGCAAGCCAAGGCAGCGGAACUAGCCAUUCGUGAAAACGCCGAGGCCGUGAAACGACAGCAGGUCCUCGAAGAAGCCAAGAAAGUCAUCAUUGAGGAAGACGCCAGCCUGCCCGCUCCCAUCCGCAUCCGACUUGACGAGACCGACCCAGCAAAGAUCAAGCUCGGAACACCAGACAGCCCAGGAACCCGGAUCCGGGUCCUCGGUCGCGUCCACCAUCUGCGCUCCCAAAAGGACGUCAUGUUUGUUACGCUGAAAGAUGGCUACGGCCAAAUGCAAUGUGUCUUCACCGGCAAAUUGAUUCGCGCCUACGCCGCCAUGACUCUGACCCUCGAAACCUCGCUUGCCAUCCAUGGCGAAUUGCGCUCGCUCCCGCCCAAAGCCCACGCCCCGCUCGACCGUGAACUGCACGCCGACUUCUUCACCGUCAUCGGCGCCGCCGUCGGCGACAAAGAAGCCAUCACCAACAAAGUCCAAGCCGACGGCGAUGCCCAAACCCUUCUCGACAACCGGCACCUCGUGCUGCGCGGUGAGAACGCCUCAUCCAUCAUGAAAGUCCGCGCCGCCGUCACCCGCGCUUUCCGCCAGACAUACCAAGAAACCCGCGUCCUCGAAGUCACCCCUCCGGCCAUGGUCCAGACGCAAGUCGAAGGCGGCGCCACUCUCUUCGAGUUCAACUACUACGGUGAGAAGGCCUACCUGACGCAGUCCUCGCAACUGUAUCUCGAAACCUGCGUGGCUUCUCUCGGCGAUGUGUUCUGUAUCUGCCCAUCCUUCCGCGCAGAGAAGUCGCUCACCCGCCGCCACUUGUCCGAGUACAUGCACAUCGAAGCGGAACUGGAUUUCAUCCAAUUCGAUGACUUGCUCGCGCAUCUCGAGCACGUCAUCUGCCGGGUUAUCGACAUCACGCUGGCCGACCCCGUCAUCGCCGCGUACGUGAAGGAACUCAACCCCAAAUUCGCCGCGCCCCAUCGCCCCUUCCGCCGAAUGAAGUACGAAGAAGCCAUCCAGUGGCUCAUCGAGCACGAGAUCCCCAAUGAAGACGGCGAACCGCAUAAGUUCGGCGAUGAUAUCGCCGAGGCCGCUGAGCGCAAAAUGACAGACGAGCUCAACGUGCCCAUCUUCCUGACUCAUUUCCCUGUCGAGAUCAAGGCGUUCUACAUGAAGAAGGACGACCAGGAUAAGCGCGUGACGGAGAGUGUGGAUGUGCUUAUGCCCGGCGUGGGUGAGAUUGUUGGUGGUAGUAUGCGCAUCGAUGACUACGAGGAGCUCAUGGCGGGGUAUAAGCGUGUGGGCAUCGACCCAGCGCCCUAUUAUUGGUAUACGGAUCAGAGACGGUACGGAACAUCACCGCACGGCGGUUACGGUCUCGGCCUCGAGCGGUUCCUAGCUUGGAUGUGUGGUCGCUGGACUGUGAGAGAGUGUACUUUGUACCCGCGCUUCGCUUACAGAUGCACCCCUUGAUCGCCAAAACACUGAAUGGAAUCCGUCAGUGACAGAUGCACACCCUGAUUGACUGGAAAUCUGAUGGAAUUCGUCGGUUGGAAAUGAGAUGAGCGUUAUGUAUGGUAGCUCGACGCUGCAAAUGCGCAAAAAGGUGUCGGCACGAUGCAGACGAAUACGAAUGCACGAGGUGGCUGAAGACACAGACAGGAGCAUAGACGGCAAAGAAAAGAAAGAAUAGACGCAUGUCCUAUGCAAAUGGAUCUUUCCAUAGUCGAAUGCCCAUUCCAGACAACGUCGUCGUUGAAUCUUUA